UUCCUCGACCUCGCACUCGCAAUUCCAUUUCCAGAGUAUAUUCCACCAUACUCAGGGACAAUUAUUCUUCUGACUGUCGCCACCCGGACAAUACUGACCUUACCAUUCUCUAUCUGGGCCCGGAAACGUCAAAGGAAAACGGAAGAAGUCGUGAUCCCGCUACUCAAAGCGGAACGCCCUGCAAUACUGCGAAAGGUCCAUGAGGAGAUGCAGAGGGAUGGCUUCCGAGGAAACAGAGAGGAAGCUAUGAAGGAGCACGCAGGGCGAGCGCAGUCACUGAUAAAAGCGCGACAGAAAGAGCUUGCGAAACAGCAUGGCUGCUCGGUCUUGCCAACAAUGCUCAUACCACCGCUUAGCCAACUUCCACUCUUCGUAGGCUUCUCGAUGAUGCUCGGUAGGGUCUCUGCGCCUCCGACCGUCCUGGACUCUGAGUCCUUCUUGACUUUCACAUCCUUGUCACAUGGUGACCCGACGGGAACACUCCCCAUCAUACUUGGUGUCAUCACCUUUGCAAACGUAGACGCAUCUCGGUGGUUCAUGACCGCGGAGGCCCGUGCACGUGAACAGCAGGUCGCAGAGUGGACUACAAAACGGCGAGCAGCGGGAGAGACUGUCAUUGAGCCAAAGAAGAUUUUUCAAGCGUCAUUGCGCGUGGCGUCCGUAGGGCGUAUCCUCAUUGCGCUUUUGGUCCCGGGAAGCAUACAGCUGUACUGGGUAACCUCCGCCGCCUUUGGUCUUCUCCAAACAUGGGCGCUGGACUGGUGGGAAUUCCGAAGACGU
This is a messenger RNA of Phanerochaete carnosa HHB-10118-sp, 780 nucleotides long. RefSeq lists its product as uncharacterized. Lineage: Eukaryota; Fungi; Basidiomycota; Agaricomycetes; Polyporales; Phanerochaetaceae. Gene Ontology annotation, cellular component: mitochondrial inner membrane. The annotation marks the transcript as partial. The transcript is spliced from 4 exons. Gene Ontology annotation, biological process: mitochondrial respiratory chain complex IV assembly; protein insertion into mitochondrial inner membrane from matrix. The record is from RefSeq and is a predicted model, not a curated record. Gene Ontology annotation, molecular function: membrane insertase activity.